AAAUGUUGAGAGGCUACAACUCGAAAGUUGAAGUUUAGCUGAUUGCCAUAUUGGGCUAGCGUGCCGUUUGGAGCGCGGUUUGGUCUAAAUUCUGCCGCCAUUGACAUCCAACGCGACCGCAAAACAUCAACUCACGCCUUCACGCACUCCACUUCCCAUCUUCUCGCCCUUUCUCGACGCAAUUGUCCCCUCGCUACAUGGAGGCGCAAUGGACACAGGCGAGACACAGUAUCUCUUCAAAGAGACCCGUCUAAACCUCGAGCCUCCCUCCGCCGCAUCUGUUGUCAGCGUCUGCGUCCCUGCGAACCACAAGCCCACGAGGGCCACGACCGAAGACGAGUCGACUUUUCGAGCCAGGAACCUUGCGAGUGCCUCGUCAAUCUAUCACAGAAAACAUCAUGACUCGCCACGCAGCUUCUUGUGGCGCAUCCUAGAUGACGGAACCACGCUGAGCAUUCGGGUUGUUGAUGUUGCGCGGCGGGACAAGAAUACGCCCGAUGCGCCACUGGUCCUGAACUUCAAUUUCGCGACGCCGAUUCUACCGAACUGUGUGGUGCUUGCCGAUCCGAAAGAGCACGAUGCGCUUUGUAUCUUUGUCAUUGAUGAGGCGCGGGUGUUGUGGACUCUGACGUUGAGGCCUGACACUUUGCGGCGGCGGACGGCUGUUGACGCUGCGUUGGGGGAUGUCGCGAAGCGCCAGGCACCUACAGGGCUGUCGACCAAGUACCCUCAUCGCAUGGUGGCCGUCAAUUCGAAUAUGCUACUAGUCACAGUGAAUGAUGGAGGCAUGAUCCGCUUUGACCGGUCUAUAUCUGAUUCUGCUGCUGGGCCCUUGUGGAGGGAGUCGUUCUUCAACGUACAGGGCUGGAAACAGAAUCUGAGGAGUCUUCUCCCGUUCCAAGGCAAGCACACCAUUCGACACGGCAAGGUCAACAUGGAGUACAGCGCAGCAACCGCUCUGAAAGUCACAUCGCUGGGUGUCGAAGACUGUCUAUACGCAGUGACUGUUUGUCUCGACCAUCGACUGCGCAUCUGGAACGUCGGCGACGGCCAGAUUCUGCAUACCGGCGACAUCCUCGAUGUAGACCGCGAGCCUCAGGAUGUGGGAAAAUUCGUCAUUGACCCUGCGCAAUCCAACCUCGUUCAAAUCGUUGGCCGCACCCGGGGCCAGAGGAUAUGCGCCACCUACUCACCCAUCGGGGCAGGAGAGUUCAAGUUCUGGAAGAUUGUUGCAAAGGGAACCCACAGCGUGGACAUCGUCGACCUUUUCCCCGACGCCAGCCUUGUGCCUGUCCUGCCGUCCUCGGACGUGUGGACGCUGGCUGACUUCGUCUUGUCCUCGCCUGCCGAGGGCAUCAUGAACUUGUGGACGCUCUGGAAGAACAACAUGACGUACAAGGUGCAGCGACUGCCACUCGAUAGGAAAAACAUGGCACGUUCGUGGGAGGAGAGCUGGGAAGGGGUGUUUCUGGACACAAGCGCGUGGCCACCGGCUUCGUCUGGGCCGAAUGAUCCAACUGAUGUCACCGAAAAGUGGUUGAGUACCAUCCUCCAGCCAGGAGCAUUCACCAAGGCGACCCUCAACACCGCUCUGGCAAUCUACGAGCACGGUCUGGGAACGUCAAAGGAGAACAUCAAAGGCAGGGGCAUUGCAGAGGCCAUUUGCACAGUUCUAGGCUCGACAGCGUCUUUGGAAAGGGGCCCUUCAGGAUCCAUUGACUACGAGCAAUUCCGAUCGUCCAACGAAACACAAUGGCGGCGGUUCUACAGACUCCUGGUGGAGCUCGACAGACAACGAGGCGAGGCCAUCAGCUUGUCUGUCGAUCACGAACUGGACACGGCUUGGGUGGUGUGUGCCGAUCUUGUCUCAGUGGUCCACGAUUGCAGUGCAUUGGAGAGGUUGUAUUACAAUGCCGGGACACCUGAGGAGGGGCAGGAAGACCUGACAGCACUCAUCAACGCAGGGCUGUCAUUUGUUGACGGCUUUUCUGACAACUUUGUCCAGCUGUCAGAGGCUGCCUUGCGCUCAGAGCUCUUUGAGGAAUCGUCCAGAACUGACUUGGAAAGGAUUCAGUAUUUCUCAGACAAGUCAGGGUUCUGGCGAGGCGUCACCGACGAUGACUGUGCCCAGGUUGUGGAUGCGCUGGGAGACAAUUUCAAGAUCGUCACCGAGGAGCUGUGUGGGGAAGUUUUGGACUUGAUCAGAACGCCCAGUGACUCACACAAGCGAGCCCAAGUGCCCUUGAGCGAGUUUGGACACAAGUUGGCGCUCAAAGGCGUAGAGUACAGCGUUGAGCUGUACUGGAGGGUCUGCUUCAGCCAACUGAUUCUGCUUGUCCACAUGGAGUUCGAGUUCGACAACGAGGAGGAUGCACUGCAUAACCGCAUAGCCGUCGGGCAGUUCUACCGACGUCUGUUGAUUGCCCUCAGGCGCCUGGAGCUUCUUAGGUGGCUUGGACGCACCGAUCUAAGCGUGCCCGAGAUCAAGGACAAGGGCAUGUCCGGUGCGUCGUCAAAGAGGAGCGCAGAGGAGCCUCCUGUCGUGACGGCCUUGGAAGCGAACGUAGGCCAGCUCUUCGACUUUCGCUUGGUGAAGAAGGGGUCACUCGCCGCCAAUCUGACCGACCUAGUGGCGGAUAUGUGUGCCAUUGAUAGCGAGAUCGACAUCCCCCCGACACUCAUCCAGUGCAACUUCUUGCGCCACCAAAGGGCGGAUUUGGCUCUGGAGACGGCACCCUUCUGCGACUACGAACCUUUCUCCGUGUAUGUGCAGGGACGCGUGUUCUUUGCCCUGCAGGACUUCAACGCCGCAGCCACGCAAUUCAGGAAAGCAGCUAUUGGGCUGAGUUCUACCAAGCACAAACUCUCCCGCCAAAGCGUCGGGCUAUUGAACGAGACGGACUGGAAACUUUUCAACAACGGACCGGGCAAAUACUAUUCACACGUUGUUGCCCUGUACGAGCAGCAGAGGGCUUACUCCUACGUCGUGGACUUUGCCCGCCUAGCUGUCCAAUUUCUCGGCAAAGAAUCCGAGAACGAUUUGACAAGGACAGACAUGCUGAGCCGCUUGUUCAACGCCGCGGUGGCCACUUCGCAAUUCCAGCUCGCGCAUACGACUCUGCUCUCGCUGCAGGAUGGUGCUAUGAGAUAUUCCAACCUACGAAAGCUUGUCGACCGUAUGUGCCAAACAGGCCACAGCAAUGAGCUUGUGGCACUUUCAUUCCCCGCCAUGCAGCAGGAUGUCGAUGAUAUCCUCACGCAGCGGUGCCAGACCUCGUUCGACGUCUUAGACGGGUUCCCCUACCACCAAGUACUCUACUCGUGGCGGAUACGACACGGAAACUUCCGUGGUGCUGCGUCUGUGUUGUUGGACCGCAUACAGAAGCUCAAGAUUGCCGGAGAGGGCGACAAGAUCACUGGGGACGACGUGCUCGACACACCUGUCACAAAGCAGUACCUGCUCUUGAUCAACGCUCUGAGCUGUGUCGAGGCAAAGGAAGCCUGGGUGUACGACGAGGGGGUAUCGGAAGGCACUGCUGCGGGUCUGCCCGCCAAGAGGACGGUGGUGUCCCUGGCCGACAUUCGCAAGCAAUAUCAGGACGAGCUGGACCGGAUCGCCUCCAUCCAGAACAACCAAUUUGAAUUUGCAGAGGACGACGUGAUGGAGCUCUCAUGAAUGGAGAGUGCUGUAACGCAUAGAGCAUCGGAUGUAUGGGAUUGUCAUAUUGUAGCUUAGGCGGGUUUAGAUACCUUUCGGAAUGGACAACAGGUCACACACAAAU
Molecule: messenger RNA, 3782 nt
Organism: Emericellopsis atlantica
Lineage: Eukaryota; Fungi; Ascomycota; Sordariomycetes; Hypocreales; Bionectriaceae
Product: nucleoporin Nup120/160-domain-containing protein
Exons: 3
Coding region: 209-3676 (1155 amino acids)
Cellular component (GO): nuclear pore
Molecular function (GO): structural constituent of nuclear pore
Source: RefSeq, a predicted model, not a curated record